UGCAGCGGGCGAACAGUGUCUCGUGUGACGUAGGUGAAGGCCGCUUUAUCUGGCUACAUCGUCUCGCGCCUACACGCACUCACACUCAUCUCUACCUACUGCAGUGUGUGUAGUGUUCCCAAGGAGGAUGCGUAUUGCCCUGACUCCAGGGGCAAUGUAUUUUGGAAGUCAUCCGGUCAGAGACGACCUGUGGCACAUUCUUUACUCUCGAACACAUCAAACGUGAUACAAAGUGUACGUCCAACCUGUUGCGACGCCGGGAACACAUGUACAGUAUUCACUUGCUGCAACGCCGGGAGUACCUACAAUAUAAUAUUCAUCUGCUUCGACGCCGCCUGGAGUACAUGUAGUACACUAGUCGUCUAAUACAAGAUCCGGAGUACCCGAAGUUUAGUAAUUAUAUACUACAGCACCUGGAGUUAAUGCUGCUGAGUCAACUAGGUAAUGCACUCUCUUGUUACAUGAUCUACAGGGCUGAUCUGCCGUAAGACCUGUGGUGUUUCACGUCUGCUGGAGAAUCAGGAGCGUCCCCUCGUCUGCUGUAGGAUCAAGAAUAACCCCUCGCCUGCUGCUAAAUCAGGAGUGUCCCCUCGUCUGCUGCAGAAUCAGGAGUGUCCCCUCGUCUGCUGCAGAAUCAGGAGCGUCCCCUCGUCUGCUGUAGGAUCAAGAAUAUCCCCUCGCCUGCUGCAGAAUCAGGAGUGUCCCCUCGCCUGCUGCAGAAUCAGGAGUGUCCCCUCGUCUGCUGCAGAAUCAGGAGUGUCCCCUCGUCUGCUGCAGAAUCAGGAGUGUCCCCUCGUCUGCUGCAGAACCAGGAGUGUCCCCUCGUCUGUUGCAGAAUCAGGAGUGUCCCCUUGUCUGCUGCAGAAUAAGGAGUGUUUCCCUGCGGCAGGAGGUUGAGUAUGUAAUCAGUGGAGUGCUGGUCUGCUAGGUGGUCAGCAGCACCAGUGGAGAGCAGAACCUGCCUGUGCAGCACCCGGAGGACCAUGUCGGUUGGCAACUCUGUGACGUACCUUCCCGUGGAGUUAUACCCAUCACGGACGCACUCUUUCAUUUCACUUAAUAAGGACUUCUCCAUCCUCAAACCUGAGAAGCAAGGACUACUUCGUGGGCCUCGACGUGUUGCGCGACUAUGUGUGUUUGCUCUGGUGCUGCCCACACUGCUUAUCACCAUCCCUCUGUAUGUCCGCCUCGUACUCUACCCACCCGGGCACUACCCUAUGAUGCCCACUGACCAGCGUCUCCUUAGUAGGCACGUCUCCGGCAUCUGGUGUCAGGCACAGAAUGUGAACAUGAACGGGAGCUUCAACGGGUACCUGUCUCCCAGCACCCUUGACGUGGACUCCCAGCGCCGUACUCAUGUCAUGAUAAACCACCUGGUUCUCAGGGACGACAUCAAGGAGUAUUGGGGCUUCUACUUGCUCAGGGGCUCUACUAUCACUCUCUCCUCUUGUUCCAGGUGGGAUGGAGCUGUGCUGAUGGUGCUCCGGGGCGUGGAGAACCUGCACCGCUGUGCAUGGAUUGGGGAGCUUGAUUCUACUGAAGAAGAAGAGGAAGAUGAUGAUGUUGCCAGCAAUGAACGACACAGACUGCAACAGCAAAACAAAGAUUUAAUUGCUGCCACAGCUUUUGAAGAACAUCCAUUCAAAGGCGAACAACAUUCCAAUCCCGAGGAUGACAAUUCUUUGUCUAGUCCUCCUAUAAACUCAGAAGAGCGUCGCCAGAGCAUCAGUCAACUUCUGCGGAAGGCUAUCAGGAUAAGCAAAGACAAAUCAGAGAUACUCAAAAUCCUUCAUACUGAGGAUAAAACGCAUAAUUUUAUUUCCGAAAACCAGAAGUUAAACAAGAGCCUAAUACUGCAAAAUAAUACCAAGAAUUCUACGGUUGUGCCAGAGAUGGCAUUGGACAAUGGAGAAACACAGAACGAGGAUGAAAACAGUACUACAGGCAUCCCUGAAGCGAGACAGAUUGUAUCAACAGAUGCCAAAAUUCUUGACGGUUUGAACAAAGUCAACAGAAAAUUAAAAGACGAAACACGAGGUGGUAAACGAAGACGUCUGAAAGGGAAGCGAAAAAGAAAGAAAAGUAAUGCUCGAGAUAAAAAUCCUGCUGAAGAAGUGUUGCCUGAAGAUGAAAAGUCAAGACAAUCAAGAUUGAAGAGGUUUGUCGAUGAAGAGGUAGACACAGAUAAUGGUGCAUUUGAACAACUUGACUCUAACGAAAUUUCAGACAUGAAACAAGCAGCUCAUAAUCAAAACAAAGUGAAUAUUUCGAAAGCUGAGCAGGUAAUUGGAGGGCGUAUUUUCUUCCCUGAAGGACUGAAAUUCGAGAGAGGGAGAUUUAAUCAAUCUACAAUGAACGAUAACUCAAGGGAAGAACAUGUAUCUUCCUACUCGAGCAGCGAGGAGGCUCUGGCCAGUUGUGAGGGUGUCAUUCUCACACUUCCACUUGUGCCUGCCAGGAGUUGCAACUACCACAGCGUGGCCAUUAACAAAAUAGUCUAUGACAUCCCUGUAACUGGCACCUAUUACUUUGUCUUCUCCAGUGACAAUGAAAUCUAUGUCAAUGAUAUAUUCUUGAACUUAACGAUGCAGAGAGUUGUUUACAACAUUGACAAGUCCGAAGAAGUUUGCCUCAAUACAACCGAGUGUUCCAUGCCCCUCAAGUUCUGGUCCAACGAGGAGACUGUAGUGGAGGUGCCACAGGAAACUAGAUGGGAUCACGCAUAUGUCCUGGAGACUAAGUGUGAGCCUCGUGUAUACAUUUAUCUCACCAUGAUUCUCCUUGUGCCGCUGCUAAUCAUGUGCUGCGCUUUUCGCUAACUUAUAUACCCUUUAUUUGCUCAUAUAAUACAGCUUGUUAAACUCGCUUGUAUCACCCAAGAAAUAGUGCAUUAAAUCUCUAAAGCGACUGGUAAAAGUUGAAAACUAAAUUGUGCUAAUUUUGCAUUUUGUGCUCUAUCAUUUCUAGCUUUAAUUUAGUUUUUUUUCUUAUACCCUAUACAGUGAAACCUCUGGUCAGGACCAUAAUUUGUUCCUAAACUCUGGUCACGACCCGAUUUGGUCGUAACCCAAAACUAAUUUCGUCAUUGGAUUGUAUGUAAAUACAAUUAAUCUGUUCCAGACUCCUAUGAACAAUAGGAGAUGUCAUGUCUGAGGGCAAUGUGUGAUGUGAAUAUAAUGCAGAGAAUUCGUAGUUUGGAAGUUAGGAGGAGGUGCGGGAUUACCAAAACUGUUGUCCAGAGGGCUGAGGAAGGGUUGUUGAGGUGGUUCGGACAUGUAGAGAGAAUGGAGCGAAACAGAAUGACUUCAAGAGUGUAUCAGUCUGUAGUGGAAGGAAGGCGGGGUAGGGGUCGGCCUAGGAAAGGUUGGAGGGAGGGGGUAAAGGAG
This is a messenger RNA of Cherax quadricarinatus, 3386 nucleotides long. RefSeq lists its product as uncharacterized. Lineage: Eukaryota; Metazoa; Arthropoda; Malacostraca; Decapoda; Parastacidae. The record is from RefSeq and is a predicted model, not a curated record.